UUACGGAAGUAAUUACUUGCGACACCGGUAGCAGAGAUUUAACAUCCGGUAACGACGUUCUCUCUUUCCUGUCAGCCAUUUAUGAUAAAAGAUCGAGUGACCGAUCAUCACCAACAAAAAACAAACAGAAUGCAGAACGACGCCGGUGAAUUCGUGGACCUGUACGUCCCACGUAAAUGCUCUGCAAGCAACCGAAUCAUUGGAGCCAAGGACCACGCCUCUAUCCAGAUUAACAUUGCUGAGGUUGACAAGGCAACCGGUCGCUUCAAUGGCCAGUUCAAGACCUACGCUAUCUGCGGUGCCAUCCGUAGAAUGGGUGAGGCUGACGACUCCCUCCUGAGGCUGGCUAAGACCGACAGCAUCGUGUCAAAGAACUUCUAGGUCGGGAGAUGCGCCUCUGGAAUCUCUUUGUAAAAUAAAAAAAUAAAAAGAAUUUGAAUUUG
Molecule: messenger RNA, 443 nt
Organism: Salmo salar (Atlantic salmon)
Lineage: Eukaryota; Metazoa; Chordata; Actinopteri; Salmoniformes; Salmonidae
Product: small ribosomal subunit protein eS21
Biological process (GO): translation
Cellular component (GO): ribosome
Molecular function (GO): structural constituent of ribosome
Source: RefSeq, a predicted model, not a curated record